CCGUGUUGUCAAUUUUAUGAAGAUAAUCACGCCAUGUUGAGUGUGUGUCACACUUAUUCAGCAAUGUUUGGAUUUGUCAUUAUUUUCAAUCGAAACAACAAAACACCUGUUCAUGGUGCAGAUGAAGAGGUGGGGAAGAACCUACUGGAGGCCUGUAAUGGAAAUCUGGAGCUGGCAAUAGACAUGCACAUGGACAGUGAGGGCCCCCCUGCCUCCGUGGACCAGGGUGGGGCAUCGGCCGAACGUAACAGCCCAGCUACAAGAGGGGCAUCUUCUUCCGCGCCAAUUGACUUAGAGGAUGAUAUAAGAGCCCCCAUACCUCAGAGGAAUGAGACUUUAGUGGAAGACUUACCAGCAUUCGUUUCAGCCCCACACAUGGAGGAAAUGCUCCAUCCACAGGACAGUGUUCUACGAGGAAGACGGAGACAAGCUCGGUCCGUUUUUGAUGGCUUCCGUGAUUUUCAAGCAGAGGCUCGGCAACAAGAGGAGAUGAUGAGGCGGGGAUCCAGUUCCUCCUACAAAAAGCGGACUCUGGAGGAUCUGUUCAGGCCCCCAAUAGAUAUCACGUACAAAGGGACGUUUGCCGGCGCCCGGGAGGCAGGCACAGAACUGAACAAGUACAUUAUGGUCAAUGUACAGGACGUGAAGGAGUUUGUCUGCCAAGCACUGAACCGUGAUGUAUGGAGCCAUGAAGGGGUCAAGGCCAUUGUCAAGGACCAUUUUGUCUUCUGGCAGGUUUACCACGACAGUGAAGAGGGUGGGAAAUUCAAGCAGUUCUAUAAAGUGGAAGAAUACCCAUAUAUAGCUAUUAUCGACCCAAGAACAGGAGAAAACAUGGUGACGUGGAGCAGUGGACUCGAUGCGGUGACAUUUUGUGAUUUAGUCACACACUUUCUGGCGGAACAUCCAUUUUCAGACGAUUCCCUCAGUGAACAACAGCCAUCAAAGAGAGCUAAACAGGAACCAAGCGUAGUGGAUCUAAGUGAAGAUGAUCAAAUACAGGCAGCCAUUAAAGCCUCCCUUCAGGAGCCACGCAAAUCUGUGACGUAUAUUUCUGACAGUGAAGAUAACCAUGAAGACGACGACGAUAUUGAAACGUUUUCAGACACAGAAGAGGACUCCCAGUCAUCUCCUGUUAAAAAAAAUGUCUCUAAAAACUGUUCUCAAAAUAAAGUCUGCUCGGACAGUGAUGAAAUAUCAAGUUCCUCAAAAGUGAAAAACUCGGUAAACAACGAUGAAUGCAAAGAAUGUGAAUUGAACAAUAUCGAGAACGGUGAUUCAAAAUCGGACUCAAAUUGCAGUGAUGAUAGUUACAAGAAUUACCUCGGGAAAGAAUCAGACCCUCAAACUUCCAUCAUGAUUCGAUUUCCAGAUGGCAAGCGACAGCAGUUAUCCAUGUCUUCUAAUUCAAAACUCAUGGCGCUUGUUAAGUAUGUAGCGGAACAAGGAUACCCCAAUGAACGUUACGAAUUGCUCACAAAUUUUCCCAGGAAGAAGCUGUCUUACAUGGAUUUUGACAUCACUAUACAGGAGGCAGGGCUCAAUCCUCAGGAAUCCGUCUUCGUCCAGGCCAGGUGAACACAACAGGUCCCAGAAAAAAGCUCAACUUCUGUCAGGAAAAGAUGGUCACUCAGGUGUAAGGAGAUAAAGUAAUUUUUCUGUGAUCUUCAGGGAACUCACGGAUCAUUUAUACAUAUUCUGGAGAGUGGUUCACGGACGAUUAGAUUUAAACUGAAAGGGUCAUCCAAGAAAACGAAUGUGAAAGUCGCUGGACUUGAGAUUAUUCUUUUUGAUGAGUUUUUAUUGAAUUGCAGUGUUUUCUGUACGAAUCAUGCAUUAAUACUGAAUUUGUGAUGUUUUGAAAUAUCUGUGGAGGGGUGUGCACUAAAAUAACAAGUCUGUAUUCUAAGAAUAGAGGUAAACCUGAGAUGGAUGAUCAUGGUCUAGGAAAUAAUAAAAAGUGUUAAGUGUUUUAAACAGUCUGGUGAUUGCAUUCAACCAGAGACAUUUGUUACUGAUGCCGUGAGACAGGAAAUACGUUGUUAUUUUGGUGUUAAUAUUACAAGUAUUACCCAAAAGUACUUAAAAUUGUGGCUCAUUCAAAGACAUGUAACGCACAACAAGAAACGAAAGUUUCCAUUUCUCACUUAAAAUUUUUAAAAGACGUACCGGUAUAUUUUAUAUUUGAUAUAUGUUUUAUUAUUUUAUGAAUAUUUGUGACAUUAAUACAUUUUAUGGCUAAUGUAUUUAUAUAAUAAAACAAAUAGUAACGUGUCCUUA
This is a messenger RNA of Ostrea edulis (European flat oyster), 2280 nucleotides long. RefSeq names its product UBX domain-containing protein 7-like. Gene Ontology annotation, cellular component: nucleus. Gene Ontology annotation, molecular function: ubiquitin binding. The transcript has 13 exons. The coding region runs from base 34 to 1578 and encodes 514 amino acids. The record is from RefSeq and is a predicted model, not a curated record. Gene Ontology annotation, biological process: proteasome-mediated ubiquitin-dependent protein catabolic process. Lineage: Eukaryota; Metazoa; Mollusca; Bivalvia; Ostreida; Ostreidae.